GCUGUGUAAUAAAUAUUGAUGAAGGAAUAAAAAGCCUGAAUUAAAUGUCAUUAAUUACAUCCACAGUGUUGUGCAACCAUCACCACUAUCUAUUUACAAAACUUUUUCAUCACUGCAGGCAGAAACUCUGUAUCUCUCCAUUCCUUCCUCACCCUAGCCCCUGGUAACCUGUAAGCUACUUCCUGCCUCUAAGUUUACUUGUUCUAGAUAUUUCAUAGAAGUGGAAUCAUACAAUAUGUGGCGUUUUGUAUUGGGAAAAUUUCACUUAGCUUAAUGUAUCCAAGGUUUAUCUAUAUCACAAUAUAUAUCAGAGCUUCCAGCCUUUUUAUGACUAAAUUAAAAGUCCUGGUAUGGAUAUGCCACAUUGCGUUCACUCGUCUGUUGAUGGACAUUUUGGUUGUUGCCACCUUUUGGUUACUGUGAAUUAUGUUGCCGUUAUCACUGGGGCACAAGUUUCUGAAUCUGCUCUUUCAGUUCUUUUGGUUAUAUGCCUAGGAAUGGGAUUAGUUGGUCAUAUGAGAAUUCUAUGCUUAUCUUUUUGAGGAACUGCCAAACUCUUUUCCACAGCAGUGACACUAUUUAACAUUUCCACCAGCAAUACACAAGGAAGGUUCCCAUUUCCCCACAUCCUUGCCAACACUUGUUAUUUUCUGUUUUUCUGAUAAUAGCCGUCUUAGUGAGUGUGAAAUGUUAUUUCAUUAUGGUUUUGAAUUGCAUUUUCCUAAUGGUUAGUAAUGUUGAGCAUUUUUUCAUGUGCUCAUUGGCCAUUUGUAUAUCUUCUUUGGAGAAAUAUCUAUUCAAGCCCUUUGCAAAUUUUUUGAGUUGUUUGUUUUUUUUGCCAUUGAGUUAUAGGACUUCUUUAUAUAUUCUGGCUAUUAAGUCCUUACCAGAUAUAUGGUGCUCAAAUAUUUUCUCUCAUUCUGUAGGUUAUCUCUUCACUUUGUUAGUAAAGUCCAUUGAUGCAAAAAAGUUUUUUAUUUUGAUGGAAUGCAAUAUAUUUAUCUUUCUUUGUUGUUCAUGCUUUUGGUGUCUUAUCUAAGAAUCAAUUGCCAAAUUUAAGGUCAUUAAAUUUACCCUUAUGUUUUCUUCUAUGAGUCAUAUUGUUUUAGCUCUUGUGUUUAUACUUGUGUUCAAUUUUGUGAUAAUUUUUGUAUAUGGCAUGAAAUAAGAGUCUAAAUUCAUCUAUGUGCAUGUGGAUAUCCUAUUGGCUCAGCAUUACUUGUUGAAUAAAAAAUAAAUAACAACUAUCAUCACCCCAUUGAAGUGCCUCAGUAGCUUUGUUGAAAUGAAUUAACCAUGAAUGUAAGUAUUAAUUUCUGGGCAUCAGUUUUGUUUUAUUGAUCUGUAUGUCCAUCUUUAUGCUAGUACCAACCCAUCUUGAUUAAUGCACCUUUGUAGUAAGUUUUGAACUCAGGGCCGUGAUCCUCCAAUGUGGUUCUUUUCAAAAAAAUUACUUUGGCAUUUCUGGCCACCCAGCAUUUUCUUAGAAAUUUUAGGAACAGCUUUUCGAUUUCCACAAAAAUUCCUGCUAGGAUUUGAUAGGGAGCACACUGAACGUGUAGAUCAUAUUCUCAACUAAAAAGCUUUCCUCUUUCAAGAUUUUAGUUCAGCUGAUCCUCCUUGUUUCCAAAGCUCUCUGACUAAUAUAAAAUAAAAUGUUUGCAAUUUAUUCUUUCCUUCUCAGUUGCUGCAGAGGGAAAUCUGGACUUUCUCAACCUACUACAUUAGACCCAUGGGGGAAAUUUCUCACACGUUAAACUCUUUUUUUUUUUUUUUUUAAUUGUGGUAAAUAUCUAUAUGGGAAAGCAUUUGCAAUGUAAACAUUUUUACACUUACAUGUUAACUUUAAGUGUCAAAUAGCACCGAUCAAAAUGACUCACUAACAGCCCCCUUGCCUGCUCUUGCCCAGCAAAUAAAAUGGAAGACACUUUCUACAAAUAACAGACCAACUCCUCACAAGGACACCUGAAGACGAUAUUAUUAUCACCGGCAUUUUACUGAUGAUCAGACUGAGGUAAAGAGCAGUUUUAAAAUAGAGCCCAAGAUCAGAAGUAAAUAAGGCUGAGACAGGUGUUUUCCAUCCUGGCAGUUUGGCCCCAGAUCCUCUGCUAAAAACAAUUCUAUUGUAAACACUGUAAGUGAAUAAAAUGCAAGGAUAGCAGCUGAUUUUAGCAUUGAUUAAAAAUUAAAAAAAUUAGGAGUCAAAAAUGAGCUAAAGAGAUAAAAAUAAAAUGAAUACUCCUGUGUUGAGAAGCAUAGGCUGCAAUGGAAUGUUUUCAAGUGUGCAAGAACGUAUACUGACAAAAUUGCUAAAUAUUGUAUUUAAUAAUUAUUAUUUAAACAAUAGACUCAAGAGAGAAGGUUUAUGAAAGAUGUAAGCACGAGUGAAAUGUUUGCUAAAUAUUAGUAAUGGGCUAAAAAGCCUGAGUGGGAAAAGAGGAGGCCUUAAACCCAGAUGACCUCCCUGAGACUUAUUUUCCAAUUUGGAAAUUGUAGUACAAUAAUUCCUUCCAUCCCUGGGGUGUGUGUGUGUGUUUACAAGUGUGUAAACAAUAAAGUUCUACAUAAGUAUUAGUUUUCAGUAACCAGAUUUUAGAGAGUAUUGGCCUAUCUGGGAUUCCCAAGUAAAACUUAGAUUAUUUUACAGGAAAAACUUGGAUAACUGAUAGAUCUGCCCUCUUAAGAUUUUCUACAUAAAUUUACAGUAAAAUUAAAAAAAAAAAUCAUUAGUGGUGAUGAUCCUAGUUAUGACUAAGCUUUACCUACCAAUUCAGACAUUUGCUGUAUCUUCUGUUAGUGUUUUUAAAUUUCAGUAGCUAACAACUAUGGUCGAUGAACACAAAUUAUGGAGAGGUUAAACAAGGAAAAAUUGCAAAACGAUGAAAGAGAAUAUGUCUUUAUUUGCAUGCUAGCAAAUGAGAAGUGAGCUUUUGUUUCAGCAUCAGGAGGAACCAGUUAGCCUACGGCAAGGAGACACAGUAUAUGAACAGGAGCUAAUGUGAUCUGCUUUGCGAUAGCAAUGUUUCUCAAGAAGACGGCAUCGAGUCCAUCCAUUAGCAUACUUCGGUGUUUUCCUGCUUGACUUUGGCCACAGAGUUUAAAGGAGAAGAACUUGACUGCACAUUCUGAAAUUAGGUACACAUAGAACUUUUAGGUCAGGAUAUUAAGGAAUCAGAAGCUGUGAUAUUAGGCUUGGAAGUUUUAUUUUCCCCAGACAUGAUAAGUUUACUACAGAGCCUCAUUACAACCUUAUUAACGUUAGCAUUUGUUUUGGGAAAUCUUGCUAAUGGUUUCAUAGCACUGACCAACUGCAUUGACUGGGUCAAGAGACAAAAGAUCUCCUCAGUUGAUACAAUUCUCAUGGCUCUGGCAGUCUCCAGAAUUGGUUUGCUCUGGGUAAUAGCAAUAAAUUGGUAUUUAGUGCUGUUUAAUUCAUUUUCAUAUAGGUUAGAGGCAAGAGCUAUUGAUAUUGCCUGGACAGUAAGCAAUCACUUUAGCACGUGGCUUGCUACUUGCCUCAGCAUAUUUUAUUUGCUCAAAAUAGCCAAUUUCUCUAACCUUGUUUUUCUUCACCUAAAGUGGAGAGUUGAAAGAUUGGUUCUGGUGAUAAUGUUGGGGACUUUGGUCAUUUUGGGUUUUCAACUUGCAGUGACAAGCAGAGAAGAAAAUAUUUGGAAGAAUGAAUAUGAAGGAAACAUGACUUUGAAGACCAAAUCUCAUGACAUGGAGCACUUUUCAUCCCUGGCUGUAUCCACUUUAGCAUUCUGCCUGCCCUUUACUAUGUCCCUGACCUCUCUUCUGCUGUUAAUCUUUUCCCUGAGGAAACAUCUCAAGAAGAUGCAACUCAAUGGCAGAAGACCCCAAGAUCCCAGAAUCAAGAUCCAUGUAAAAACCAUGCAAACCAUGAUAUCCUUCCUUUUGUUACUUGCCAUUUAUUUUCUGUCUCUAAUCAUAGCAAGUUGGUGUUCUACAAUGCUGCAGAAAAGAUGGACUUUCACACUUUACCAUGCUUGUGGACUCAUCUAUCCUUCAAGCCACUCAUUUAUCCUGAUUUUGGUGAACCAAAAGCUAAGACAGGCCUUUCUGUCGGGUCUGUGGCAGCUGAGGUGCUCGCGGAAAGAAAGGAAGCCCUCAACUCCAUAGGUUGAUACGAGGCUCGUCAUGUUACUGUCUGUGUUAUGUUAUGUUGUGUUAUGUUAUGUUAUGUUGUGUUAUAUGAAAGCUUUUCUCCUUUUUUGAAAACCAAAACCAAAACCAAACCAAAAACUCUUUUUAUGUUUGUCUCUCUUCUUCUAAUACUGUGUAUUCUUUUAUUUUUUUUCUCCAAAAUCUUCACAGAGCUUUGCCAUUUUUAUUGCCUUUUCAAUACUUUAUUAAUUUUACUCUUGCACUAAUAUAAUUUUCACACCUUUUUUUAUUUUAGAAACGAUGCUUUUAUAUUUAACUGAUACUUCUUUCUACAUUCUCAGGUAUAUUUUGCUUUUUUUCCCUAGUUCCUUGAGUGCUCAAAUUAAUUUAUUUUCAUUCUCU
Molecule: messenger RNA, 4530 nt
Organism: Trichechus manatus latirostris (Florida manatee)
Lineage: Eukaryota; Metazoa; Chordata; Mammalia; Sirenia; Trichechidae
Product: taste receptor type 2 member 20-like
Exons: 1
Coding region: 3217-4143 (308 amino acids)
Biological process (GO): G protein-coupled receptor signaling pathway; detection of chemical stimulus involved in sensory perception of bitter taste; sensory perception of taste
Cellular component (GO): membrane
Molecular function (GO): G protein-coupled receptor activity; bitter taste receptor activity
Source: RefSeq, a predicted model, not a curated record